GACGCGACGUGACGCGACGCUCGGGGCAAUUACCGGCGUAACGAUGCGGCAAACAGCACCAAGCCUCAAGACCCCCUAGCCAUCUGGAUCUGCGCUGCGCUACGCUUUACGUUGUCUUUAUACUCUUGCGCAUAGGUAUUGGAUGCCGCUAAGCGCAAUCAACACCUUGGUAUCUACUCUUUGAGGCUAUCGGAGUCUUUAUUGGCGGAGUGGGUGUAAAGGUGAAACAACAAAGCUCGCCCAAUCAGGAAAGUGACGGCAAAACACGACCAAUCCUCGGCUGUAUCUAUAAAGCGACUACCCGUCUACAACAACUCAGAUAGCCCUGCAAGGAUUCGGGGUGCAUCUGGAUAAACACGAGCUUCGAUUGAGUGGCUGACAGCGGCGCGAGCACGGGAAUGACGGAGAGGGCCGACCCAGUAGGGUGCCGCUAGAAUACAAUGCAGAACCUGGGAAUUUUGGGCAUUAUGCGCCUGCUUUCUGGGCUCUGGGGAGGAUUGGCUUUAAUUCUGCUGCUUCCCCAGCAUGGCGUUGUGCGAGGAUCUGGAUUUCAGGACGAUCGUACUGGUUACGCUGCGCCUGGAGAGCACAUACACCAGCAAAGACUACAGUCAGUCUCUUACAACAAGUCGACGAGUGAAAAAGACUUGGAAGGGUCAUCAAUUAUGGGUUGGGGCGGAGAUUUGACUCUAGUGAACGGUUCGCCGUUCAGGUGGAUUUUAAACAGCCAACACUCAUAUCAAAUGGACACAUGGAUAUGGCCAACAAUCAACGCUGGCCAAGCAUCCAGAGUCUAUGUGGAAUUCGGGACCAGAGGAAGCACCCGUGACGAUGCGGGUGAGGCCUACUACAGUAUCGAUGAAACAUCGGACAAGUUCACAGUAUUGAGUCGAAAGCCUUCAGACUACAAGCUCACCAUAUCUUUGGACGGUAUGUCGACGAAGCAGAGUUCGCAAGGAGCAAAGAUCGACCUGGGCUUUCGGCACAACGCUGCAGUCAACUGGAUCAUGUCUGUGGACGAAGCAGGUAAUUGGUGGUCGAACAGCGGUACGUAUUCGGAUUGGAUGCAGCAGAGCCUGGGCUCGUUGGCGAAUAGAACCUUGAAGCACAUCUGCAUGCCGGGCUCUCACGAUGCAGGCAUGGGUACCUUCAAACCUGGUACCAUCGGUGCGCACUUUGCGAACACCCAGACACAAUACCUAGAUUUCUAUCAACAACUAAUGGCCGGAUCGCGGUAUUUUGACCUUCGUCCAGUGCUCUCUCGAGGGGAAUGGGUAGCCGGUCACUAUGGCCAAGUUGGCGACAUCUGGCUUGGUGGUAAUGGGCAGACGCUUGAAGAGAUCAUACGUCAGAUCAACGACUUUACAGCAGAUUACCAAGAGCUCGUCAUCAUAAAUUUAAGCCACACGCUCGACACAGACAACAAGUACAAAGACCUUACCCAAACGCAAUGGAACGAUCUCUUCACCACACUAAAGAGCAUCAACGACCGCUAUAUUCUCGAAAACCCAGGCACCACUGAUCUCUCUGAUAAACGCUUAGGAGAAUUCAUCACCGACCGUGCUUCAGUCCUCGUGGUCGCCCAGAUACCUGAAGGUAUAACACUGGGCGACUUUGCAAGCCAGGGUUUUUACUCCGGUCGUAAUUUUCCGUUCUACGACGAAUACAGCAAUAGCAACAACCUUGCCAACAUGAAGAGCGAUCAGUUAGCCAAACUAAAGCAGAAUCGAAACAUCGUGGGGGAAGAAAAUGAGAAGAAGGAUGCUUUCCACAUCUUCUCCUGGACGCUGACGCAACAACCUGAAGACGUACUGAAUUUUGACAAAGCCAUCAUGAAUAUGGCCGCGUCAGCCUUCGAUGAUCUAAUAAGCGAAGCCUGGAACGCUUUUACGCCGCAAAGCUUCCCAAACGUAUUGUUCGUAGAUAGUCUUGGAGUCAGGGAUAAGAGUGUGGUUUUCCCGUUUGACAGACCAAAGCAGGGGUUACAGCCCAACUCAGAUAUUGCUGCAUUUGCUGUUGCAGUAAACAACGGGAUCGCGGGGAAGAACGGGAUUGUCACUGGGAGACAACUGAAAAGGGGGACGUAACGUCUGGAAUAGCUAAGUAUGUUGAAUUGCUUUUGAUAAUUUGAGAACAGACUUCCUCCUCAGUCUUACACAAGAUCCGAAGCGAAGUAUUAAACUUACGUG
This is a messenger RNA of Alternaria alternata, 2189 nucleotides long. Its product is annotated as PLC-like phosphodiesterase. Gene Ontology annotation, molecular function: phosphoric diester hydrolase activity. The coding region runs from base 468 to 2087 and encodes 539 amino acids. The transcript has 4 exons. The record is from RefSeq and is a predicted model, not a curated record. Gene Ontology annotation, biological process: lipid metabolic process. Lineage: Eukaryota; Fungi; Ascomycota; Dothideomycetes; Pleosporales; Pleosporaceae.